UGCCCUUUACCCCAGCCCUAUAAGCUUAUUAAUCAGGUCAAGUACUUACAUACAUGUAGUAUUCCGUACAGAGUGGGGAAAGGGUACAAUACAAGCAUUGCAUACAUCUAUACGGCAGCUUCGAUCCAUGCCGUCCGUAUCCGCUAUCCGCUAUCCGCUAAUGAGAGCUUAAAGACUUAGCUGCAACUUUAGGAUUUGCGAGCUCGGAGACGGGCGUGAAUUUCGGAGGGUCCAAUCCUACACAUUUCUUUACUUAGAUGGUAGAUUUUGUAUCCGCGAAUUGACGUCGGAGACCAGAACCUUAUAUAUUCUGGCUGCGCCCAAUUUGAUCGCCCGUCGACCCAUCUUCUUUUGGUAGUUGGUAGACUAGAGCAAGCGUUACUUGGAGGGGCGACCGAGUCCCAAAGAACAAACUGCCCGGUGGUUGAGCGGACUGCUUGGAACGAACGCCAUGGCGACUACUGCUGGGGCUUUCAUAGCAGGCGGCAUCGCCGCUUGUGGCGCCGUCACGGCCACACAUCCCUUCGAGACGGUUAAGAUUCGAAUGCAGCUCCAAGGCGAGCUCCAGACCAAGGGCCACCAGCCGCACCACUACCGCGGGCCCUUCCACGGCGUCAGCGUUAUCGUGCGGAACGAGGGCAUACGCGGCCUAUACCGCGGCAUCGGGUGCGCUUACGUCUACCAAGUUCUCCUCAACGGGUGUCGGUUGGGGUUCUACGAUCCCAUGCGGAACCGGUUAGCUUCGCUACUGCUGCGCGACGGCGCGGCGCAGAACCUGGGGGUCAAUAUGUUCUGCGGCGCCAGCUCGGGCAUGAUCGGUGCGGCCGCCGGCAGUCCUUUUUUCCUCGUUAAGACGCGGCUCCAGAGCUACUCGCCCUUCUUGCCUGUCGGCACCCAGCACAACUACCGUAACGCCAUUGACGGUCUCAGCCAGAUAUACCGCGCCGAGGGCUUCGGCGGCUUGUACCGCGGUGUCGGCGCUGCCAUGAUCCGCACGGGUUUCGGUAGCUCCGUCCAGCUGCCUACGUACUUCUUCGCCAAGAGGCGGCUCGUUAGGCAUUUAGGUAUGGAGGAGGGCGCGCCGCUGCACUUGGCUAGCAGUACGGUAUCUGGGUUUGUUGUGUGCUGCUUUAUGCACCCGCCUGAUACGAUUAUGUCGCGGUUAUACAACCAGAACGGCAACCUGUACAAGGGCGUAUUUGAUUGCCUAGGCAAGACGAUCCGCACCGAGGGCAUCCUAGCUAUAUAUAAAGGUUUCCUGCCACACUUGGCGCGCAUCUUACCUCAUACUAUAUUAACGCUGUCACUGGCCGAGCAGACGAACAAGCUAAUGCGCAAACUCGAGAUCAAGAUGUUGCCUGCUCCGACGCUAGGAAAGGCCUGAAUAGGUCUAUAGGAGGCAUAGGUGCUGGACGACGUGACGUGACCGGGAACGGGAACGGCAAGGGGGACGGAAGGCUAGCUUGAACAAACAAACAAACAAACAUGGUGUCGGUUAGGGAAGACAUUAUCUCAAUAGAGGGAGGAUAUCCGGUAUAUGGUAUACAUUCACGGUAUUCGGGUGCCACCACGUUCAUCAUAGAGAUGGGGUAGGCGGGUUAAUUAUACUUCUGGCCUAUAUUUGAGCGCCAUUUUCUCUCCGACUACGACUAGGGUCGGUAAGUUAGAUAUGGGACGGCGCCGUAGCUGGGACAGCUAUGUCCGCUAGAUUUACUAGUGGUAUUCUUCUACGAGUAGAAAUAAACAUUUUGUUAUUCACAG
Molecule: messenger RNA, 1761 nt
Organism: Daldinia decipiens
Lineage: Eukaryota; Fungi; Ascomycota; Sordariomycetes; Xylariales; Hypoxylaceae
Product: mitochondrial carrier
Exons: 5
Coding region: 452-1384 (310 amino acids)
Source: RefSeq, a predicted model, not a curated record